This is a messenger RNA of [Torrubiella] hemipterigena, 867 nucleotides long. Lineage: Eukaryota; Fungi; Ascomycota; Sordariomycetes; Hypocreales; Clavicipitaceae. The record is from the annotation of a GenBank genome assembly.
AUGACUUACAUGUCUAAUAAUAGACACAAGAAUCCCCAUAAGUAUCUCGCUGCGCCCGCAGCGCAGUCGGACCUCCCAACGCUAUUAUAUGCAACGAUUGACGAGCUUCGUGAUGGUCUCGACAAGGGCAAAUUCACCUCGGUCCACCUCACCAAAGCGUACAUCAAGCGCAUCGAAGAAGUCAGCCAGCAGCUCAAGGCGGUAAUCGGUGUAAAUACAGAUGCCCUCACCAUCGCCGCAGAGAAAGACAAAGAGCGCGAAAAGGCGUUCGCUAACAACAUCAUGUUGCCCUUACUCCACGGGAUUCCUGUGAACCUCAAGGAUAAUAUCGGCACCAACGACAAGAUGGACAAUACGGCGGGUUCCUUUGCCCUAGUCGGGGCCAAGCUGCGACGCGACAGCACUAUGGCAGCCAAUCUCCGCAAGGCCGGUGCCAUCAUCCUCGCCAAGGACAAUCUCAGCCAGUGGGCACACUGGCGUGGCCAAUACCUCCCUUCUGGCUGGAGCUCCAUCGCUGGUCAGUGCGUUGGGGCCUUUGGCGGUAACCCAAUGGGUUCGUCGUCUGGCGGCGGCGUAGUAAGCGCUGUUGGCCUCACUUGGGCGUCAUUGGGCACUGAGACUGCGGGUUCCAUUAUCUACCCGGCGUGGUAUAAUAAUGUUGUUGGCAUCAAGCCCACCAUCGGACUCACAUCACGCUAUCUGGUGGUACCUAUAUCAGGGCAUCAUGAUACAGUUGGCCCCAUGGCGCGCACUGUCAAGGAUGCUGCGGCGCUGCUGAAUGUUAUGGCGGGAAAAGACAGCAAUGACAAGUAUACAAGCUUGAUCCCCAACAAUGGCAAGAUCCCAGACUAUGUGGCGGCCUACUAG